GCUGACACACCUACAUGUAAAGUAUGGACAAACAUCAAAACAACGAAGUAACUGGAUUAUUUUGCGAGUGUAUCUCUCUACUCAUAAAGCAACACGAACCAACUCAUAUCGUUUUCAGCUUAAUAAGACAAAAGUUCCUUCUUUUUGUGAAGUAUUUAAACGAGUUAUCAAAAGGAGAAGGUAUGGUAGCUCAAACAGGAAGUUCAUUCGAUGAUUUACAUUUAAGCCGAAUAUUUGAAGAUUCACAUGGGUGUCACAAAUUUUAUCCUCCUAUUGACUUUGACUUCAUGAUGACUUAUGUGAACUAUGUUAUACAAGAUGAAACAGACAAACCAAAAAAUGAAAAUGACUUCAAUGACCUUCGAAAGGCAGUGCACACUUUUGGAAUCAUGAUAGCUGGUGCAAAUCCAGGCUAUGUAAAAAUAUUAAUAACAAAUUUUGGACGAGCAAUACUUGAAAGCAAAAAGGAAAAGUGUGACUUUAACCAACAUAUAACAGUAGAAGGAUUUCUUCCAAACAAUAUAUUUAGAAUGAAAGUUAUCCCUGAGCAAAUGGAAGACGAAGAAAUUCUCUAUAAGAGACAAAAGUCAACGUAUACAGUUUCUGGUCCUGCAUUAUCGGACUUAGAGCAUGAGCCUGAAGGUUAUACAUAUGAUUUUGUCCAUGCGUUUCCAUGUUCAUCUUGGCCAAGUAUUGCAUUGAAUUGGAUAAAAAGACAUAAGCCAGGUGAAUGGCCGAAUCAGGAACUGAUUGAAGAUAUUGUUCAAGACGGAUGCGCAGUUGUACCAGUUGGGCACCAUCUUAGCGAGGAAGCCAACCUAGAGUGGAGAGUGUCCUUCAACUCUGCCGAGAGAAAACUCUCCGCUUCUCUUCUACCGUGUCAGAAAUCGUGUUAUUCGAUUUUAAAACUUCUUUUAAAAGCAGGAUUAUCUGCGACAAGUAUUUUGACAUCUUACCACGUAAAGAAUAUGAUGUUUUGGUUUUGUGAACAAAUGUACGGACCAGCUGAUUGGUCCGAAAAUACGAUUGGUGAAAGAAUGAUUGAACUUUUAGACUAUAUUAUAAAGGCUCUUGAUCACCACAGUAUACCAAAUUACUUUGUACCUCCUAACAAUCUAAUUUCACACAGAGAAAAUGGUGCUAUAGACGCCACUAAGAAGGAAAUCUCAAUCAUCAAGGAAAAUAUAUUUCAGACAAUUAGUCUGGUAUGCUCCAAGCUUAAAGUCUUUGAGGAAAUGAGCGGACUAUCAAAUAAAACUGAACUACACCAAAUGUUAACUAUAUAUACUGCUUUUGUGCAAACUCUCUACAAAGUUGGGAUUUUAAAUUUAUCAACGGCUAUAGACACCGAAUGUUUCCAAAAAAUUGUUGCGUUAAACAAAUGCAUGAAGCCCUACAUCAAGACUGCCUCAGCAACCUUUUCUGCCGUCAGUAUACCGGAGCUAUUAAAACCAUUAGCCAAACUCCAUAUGCAGACAGGAGAUGCAGACAAAGCUCUUCGCCUAAACCAAAUAAUGAUUGAAGAUGAUUUCAAACUUGUCAAAGAGUAUUAUCCCGAGAUUUUUUCAAACAUUGCGUGUUUAUUCAGUUAUAAGUAUCAAACAUGUACGGAGACGGAAUCAAAGAAACUAUAUUUUAAUGAGGCAAUGGCAAAUUUUGACAUUGCUAAUAGUUUGAUAACAAAUUCGCCUAGCUUGUAUUUUUCUUUUGGAAAUUUUCUUUUUACGUCGAAGUCAUCAUUAAAUGAAGUAAUAUCUCAUCUAGAAAAAGCCUGUACUAUUUCACAACCUCGUCCGGAUGACGAAGUGUUGAUGCAAAUAGACAUAUAUGAAAGCGGAACUCAGAGUAAAAGUCAAAACAUGUAUGUUGACGGACGAAUAGCAGCCCUUUAUUUACUUACGUGUAUUUACCUUGAUACGUGUGACAUUUACAAGGCAAGAAAGUGUACACUGAGAAUACAAAAAUAUGUAGACACUGCUAUUCUCACUCAAAAAUGGUCAGCACAUCAAAUACUUGCAGUUUCACUCAGAAAAAAUGGUCUUUAUGAAAAGGCCGAUAUUACUUUUUCUGACGCCAAGAAAUUUAUGCCUUUCAAGACCUAACUAACUGAAUUGCUCAAUUUUAGAAAUCAUUAAAGGGUGAUAUUCUUAGAUGUACAUGUAACCAAAUAAAAUUAUCACCAUUUCCCUUCUA
Molecule: messenger RNA, 2193 nt
Organism: Mytilus californianus (California mussel)
Lineage: Eukaryota; Metazoa; Mollusca; Bivalvia; Mytilida; Mytilidae
Exons: 2
Coding region: 24-2102 (692 amino acids)
Molecular function (GO): protein binding
Source: RefSeq, a predicted model, not a curated record